GCAGAGCAGACGCCGGCUGCCCGUCGAGUGCAUCGCGAAUGCUUCGCCCUCGCGCUUCGUGCCGCAUAUGGUCUCGCACUCUGACGAAUUAGCAAAACCGGCAUGAGGCCAUAAUAAGACGCGUUCAUUUACUAAACCUUGGUGAAUAUUAGUGAAUCUUGCAAUAUAGAACUGUCCUGGCAGAAAACUACGCGAAACGUGUGAAUACCGGUGAAUAAAAGCGUGGUUUGUCGGCGUGCCACAUGUAAACAACGAUGGAACAACGGCGAUAAACAAACGUCGAACGUUUAUGGUGACUUUUUUCUUUGAACAGUGUGUUAUUUGCUGAAAUGAGCGGAAACAUGUGUGGAUUAGUUCAUCGCGCUUUCGGCGUAUUCCUAGCGAUUGCGUUGGUUGGCGGCACGACGGCGCAGGAUGAAAUUUAUUUCUCCCAGUCGCCGAAGGACGCCAAAGUCGUGACGGGGAAAUCUAUUACUCUGCCGUGCGAAGUGACACCUAAUCAUGGUGUCUCCUACUAUUGGGAAUUGAAUGGAUCAAGAAUUUUUAAUACUACACGACGAUAUCAACAAGGGUCUAAUUUGCACAUCACGCGAGUUGAUCGUGAACGAGAUUCCGGUCAUUUUACGUGUAUUGCAAAAGAUCUCAAAGGAUUAUCCAUCACUAGUUCUUCUGCAUCACUAAACAUCGAAUGGAUUGAAGAAGCAUCAGUGCAGCUGCAAUCACCCGAAUCUGCUUCCUACAUAACCGCAGGAGGUGAGGUGAUUCUGCGGUGUCACGACGAAGCUUCCGGAGCCGUGCACUACGAGUGGUUAAGAAAUGCUUAUCGACUGACAAAGUCAGAGCACUUUGAGAUUAAGAAGAAGCGCCUGCACAUAAAGAACGUGAACUCGACGGUGAAUGGAAUUUAUCGCUGCACCGCGCAGAAUGAGGCCGGCACCGUGCACAGUACAAAGAAUUUCGCUCUUGCCGUGGCCAGCGAUCAGACGGCGCUGAUACAGGUGGUGCCCAGAAAUCAACUGGUGAAGAAAGGCGGCACCGCCUUCUUCGACUGCACCUAUCAAAAGGCUGACGUUAUCGAGUGGUAUUUCAAAGAUUCGGGUCCUUUGGAGAGUGAUAACAGAAUUAAGGUUCAUGCGAAUGGAACCCUGGAAAUUACGGACGUGCGAGACUCAGACCGUGGUUUGUAUAAUUGCAUCGGCGUCAAAGGUGAAUCAACUGAAGUGCCUCAAAGUUACACCGCCGAAUUACACAUUGCACAUCUGCACGAGUUAUCCGAGAGUAGUUUUGAACCGGCGUUGCCGCCCAAUGGGGUGGUUAUCAUUGGCGAGGAUACCAUGUUUCAGCAGACUUGCUUGGAACCCAAUAGUCGCCCACGGGCCAAAAAGUUUUGGUUGAAUCCCAAUGGGCACACGGUCUCGGAUAGUGGUGAUGUGAAGGUGGACGAUGACGGGCGAUUGAUAUUUGAAAAAGUCAAGCCGGAAUUCGCUGGAACGUACACGUGCGUUGCUGAGAAUAUCGCCGGAAAGACAGACAAAGGCUUCGAGUUGAUUGUUACGACGAAAGCAGUGAUUAUAUCGCAUCCGGAGAGUUUAACAGUCGAAGAAAACGAAAUGUCUACGUUAACCUGCCAUGUUGAUGCAAAGUCGCCGGAUUAUACGACAAUAAAAUGGCGCAAAGAUGGCAAAACGAUAAGGCAUGACUAUGAGAAUGAAAGCGCGAACCAUCAGCGACUGCGGACCUUUAAGCACAACGGUACUCUGAUUCUCACAGCGACGAAGACUUCGGAUCGCGGCGAGUACAAUUGUGAGGUUCACACGACUGGUUUCGAGACUGUUAUUUCUAAACCAGCAACUAUUUCUGUCAUAGAGCAAUUAAAAUUUGCCCCAGCACCCGUAAAUAAAAAAUUGGAAUUGAAUAGCAUGGCAAAGAUGCAUUGCAAAGCUCAAGGCACGCCUCCACCAUUGGUGCAUUGGGAAAAGUUGGGAACACAGAGUUUACCAAAUCAUAUCACGGAUAUGAACGGCACGCUUCAUUUCAACGGAGUGCAAAGCGACGAAGGGAAAUACCUCUGUGCAGCCAGUAAUAGCCAGGGAACUAUAAAUGUUACAGUUGACAUUGAUGUAGUGGUUGCGCCCAAAUUCAGCAUUCUGCCAAAGAAUCCGACCGAAGCGCACGAAGGUGCGUCGGUGAUGAUAGACUGCGUCGUUGAGGGCGAUCCGAAACCCACGAUACAAUGGGACAAGAAUCUAAAAAUGAACGAUUUCAAUACGUCACGAUUUGAGGUGCUCGCCAACGGUACACUGCAGAUAAAAGAUGUGCGCAAAGAGGAUGAGAACAAUUACGGAUGCACAGCCGGCAGCAGCGCCGGCUUGAAUCGCAAGGAAGUCAGGUUGAUUGUUCACCCCAGAGACGGUUUCUUCCCGAACAAUCUGAAUGCCGAAGGCUCUACUGUCACGAAGGCGGUGCUUAUCACGAUGUCAGUGGCCGCCGCAUAUAUUAUACUGGUGGUGGGACUUAUGGUGUGGUGCAGAUAUCGAAGGAAGGCGAGAAAAUUACCAAUAACGGACGCAAAAACUGAAAAUGGUGAAGCUGAUCCUACAGAAUUGAAGGACACUGCCAACGGCCAUAUUGCAGGACCUUCAAAGCUUGAAAAUGGAGACGCGCACAAAGAGGGACAAAAGAGCGACGGUGCUGAAACGACGCACUCGCAAAGUUCCGGGCACUCGAAAAAGUCAAAGUCCAGUUACGAUAAAAUCGCAUAUUCUAGAUCUAAUCUAAAGGAGACGAAACUAAUUGGACGAGGAGAAUUCGGCGACAUAAUGACUGCUAAAGUUUUAAAGAGCUCUGUUGCCGGUGAAAAGCGCAAUUCAAACCCCGAUGACAACAAAGACAAGGAAAAGGAUGAUAAGGAUAUCAUUGUGAUGGUAAAAUCGCUGAAACACACAAAGGACGAGAACAGUUUGGCUGAAUUUAAACGAGAAAUCGAUAUGUUCUCGAAAUUUAGUCAUCGCAAUGUGACUAAACUGAUCGGAUUGUGCCGAGAGCAAGAACCACAUUUUAUGAUUCUCGAAUAUACUGAUUGGGGCGACUUGAAACAAUUCCUUGUGGCGACACAGAACGACAAUCCGCCCAGUUUGACGCCAGUGCAGAACAUUGCUACUCUUCAUCAGAUAGCCACCGCAAUGGACUUCCUAUCCAAUCAUCGAUUGAUUCACCGCGAUUUGGCCGCACGUAACUGUCUCAUCACGUCAAAACUAUUGGUUAAAGUUGGUUUACCGCGACUUACGCGAGAUCCUUACAGUCAGGAGUAUUGUAAGCAUGCUAAUCACAUCAUACCGCUACGAUGGAUGCCAUAUGAAGCUGUCUACGAGGAUGAAAACUCAACGAAAAGUGAUGUUUAUUCUUUCGGUGUCGUUAUCGGCGAAGUUUUCAACAAAGGAGAACUUCCCUUCCCCAAAAUGAACGACAAUAGUUUCCUAACAAAGUUGAAAGAGAAAUCGUUAGAGUGGAAGUUCCACAAGGACACUCCUGAGGAUCUCUUAAAGCUCCAGGAGACCUGUUUAGCUGUAGAUCCACAGAGUCGACCAACGUUUGCUCACGUCGCCGAGGCGAUCGGGGAGAUCUUGAAAUCCAUGUAAAUAAGCACGCGUCUGCGUGUUUCUAUUAUUAGUCAUUGAUAAACCAAAUUUAUUUAUUAGAUAAGUGCCACAUAAACGCGUUUAUCGACGUUUUCAUAGCGAAGCAAAAGAAUCCAGUGCAGAGCGGAGUCGAAUUUGUUUAGGAAAAGUCGUUGUUUGAAUCGUUUACGAAUUUUAUGGAGUGGAUCAUGAUGAUGAAGAUGAAAUUAUAAUCGCCAAGCUUGAUGCUAAACAAUUACCCAACGCCUUAAACGUAUUUUUCAACGAAGUCUAAUGUAUCGAAGCCCAUUGUCUUUUCUAUGCAUGUUGACCGUAUUUGUAAUCUGUACUUUUCGAGGAAUUUUUCGACCACUCUUGCUUUUUAUACUUCCCAGACAAGAACAUUGUGUACAUAUAGCAACUAUUUGUACAUAUCACAUUCGAAUAAUCAACGGACCUUCAAAUAAUUCACGAAUUUGAGGUAUUUAUUUAUUACACGCGCAUAUCACGACGAAAGACGUACUUGAAACUAUUUACUCCGAUGCAUUAAUUAAGUGUAAGUGAUGAGGGAGCUGACGUUAGUUAAUACUUUGUACAUUUUUGUAUGCCAUGCUAAGCACUGCCAAAAGUAUGUCAAAUAAAAUCGUAAAAGUACGUGUAGAAUGUAACGCAUACGCUGAUUUUAUAUAGUUUACGUAAGAUGAUAACGAAAUACGCCGAAACGUGUUCGUUUCAAUUACUCUACUUGCUUUCUAAGGUCUCUUUUUUGUGUAAAGAUUUGUUACUGGACGAUAAUCUCAACAUAGCAAUAUUUACUUCUUUACUGAUACACACCUUCUUUCAGAUGCAAUUUCACAUUGUAAACUUUGUGUCUAUAUAGGUUUUCUUUUAAUUAAGCGAGGUUUUAAUUAGUUAGUGAGCGAAUAAGUAUGAAAUAUUUAUUGAACGUUAUUUUAGGGGAGGAAUGUAAACGAAACGAAUUUUCAUAUAAGAUAUUCUAUAAACAUGACUUUGACUAUGUAUCAUAUGAUCUGUCCAUAAAUAAGGAAUUCUAGCUGUAGCUUUUUAUAUUAUGUAUUAAUUUGUAACGACGGCGAGUGGCGAUGAUAACGCAUCGCAAGAGUAUAAGAUUGGUAUUGUACAAUUUUUAUAUAUGAUUAUGCAUAAUUAUCCUAUGUGAUAUGUAUUCUAAACUGAUAUUAAAUGAUUAAUAUCGA
Molecule: messenger RNA, 4834 nt
Organism: Dalotia coriaria
Lineage: Eukaryota; Metazoa; Arthropoda; Insecta; Coleoptera; Staphylinidae
Product: tyrosine-protein kinase-like otk
Biological process (GO): synapse organization; protein phosphorylation; homophilic cell-cell adhesion
Cellular component (GO): plasma membrane; neuronal cell body; axon
Molecular function (GO): axon guidance receptor activity; protein tyrosine kinase activity; ATP binding
Source: RefSeq, a predicted model, not a curated record